Paramisgurnus dabryanus is the source of this 1758-nucleotide messenger RNA. Lineage: Eukaryota; Metazoa; Chordata; Actinopteri; Cypriniformes; Cobitidae. The record is from RefSeq and is a predicted model, not a curated record.
AUGGGGAUUUAUCAGUUCUGGCUGUUCAGGAGUCUGAUGGACUGCAGAAAGAAACUGUCUCUCAGUCGGCUCGUACAGGACCAGAUGCUGCGGAGACAUGUCCUGGAGGAAGGGAAGGUCGGCUCCUACAAUGUGGUGGGCAGUUCACACAACUCUCUGCUGAGCUUUAUGGCUGCCUGCAGUGCUGUUCCUGAACCAGGCAGUGAUGCAGCCGGUCAAGAUGCUCUUCACAGUGCAGUAAUGACCAUUACUGCUGAAAUGAAUGUAAGGUUGGUGAAUGGUGACAGUCGUUGUGCUGGUAGAGUUGAGGUUCUUCAUGAUGGUCAAUGGGGAACAGUGUGUGGUGCUGGUUGGGAUCUGACAGAUGCUGCAGUGGUGUGUAGAGAGGUGGAUUGUGGAGAGGCUUUACAGGCUCCAUAUUAUGCUUACUUUGGACAAGGAUCAGGACCAAUCACAAAGGCUUAUGUGGAGUGUAGUGGAUCAGAGUCCUCACUGAAGAACUGUGGAUCAAUCGACUCGUUUAUUCAGCACUGUUCUCAUGAUUAUGAUGCUGGUGUGAUCUGCUCAGGUGCAAGACUUGUUAAUGGACCUCAUCUGUGCUCUGGAAGAGUCGAGCUGCUUCGUGGUAACACCUGGAUGUCAGUGUGUGAUGCUGUGUUUGAUGAUCAGGAUGCAGAGGUUGUGUGUAGAGAGCUGAACUGUGGGGUUCCUGUACAGCUGCUGGGUGCAGAUACUUUUGGUAAAGGAGAGGAGCAGGUGUGGACACAAGAGAUUCAAUGUAGAGGAAAUGAAUCAAACAGUCGAUUAUGUUCAUAUGCUUCACAUAAAGUAACCUGCUCUCAUGACAAUGAUGUGGGACUGAGAUGUUCUGGUUACUUUGACCACAGACUGGUGAACGGUCCUGAUAUCUGCUCUGGUCGAGUUGAAGUUCGAUACCUUAAUGAGUCGAGAACAGUUUGUGAUGCAUGCUGGGAUAUGAGAGCUGCCAAUGUCCUCUGUAGAGAGCUGAAAUGUGGGAUUGCUGUGUCUGUUGUGGGAGUGGACUGGUUUGGAGAGGGAUCUGGUGAAAUCUGGGCUGAUUGCUCUGGGACUGAAGAUCAUCUGAGGAACUGCAGCUCUCCACAAACUCUCAGCUGUAGCUCCAGACAACAGCUGGCAAUCACCUGCCUUGGUCAGAGGUCCAUCAGACAGCUGCAGUGUGGAGUGGCUCUCAGUAAUCAGCCAGUACCAGCCUGGUUUGGUCCUGGUUCUGAACCCAUAUGGCUGGAUGAUGUGGACUGUGAGGGGAAUGAGACGUCACUGUGGAGCUGCUCUUCACGGAUCUGGGGAGAUCAUGACUGUAUACAUAAGGAUGAUGUAGGAGUUUUGUGCUCAGAGUUUAAAGAGCUCAGGUUAACUGAAGGCUGUAAAGGGAAUGUGGAGGUUUUCUACAAUGGAUCCUGGGGUAAUGUUUGCUGGAAUCAGAUGGAAAGUGACACAGCGAGUCUGAUCUGUCAAGAGCUGAACUGUGGAAGAUCUGCCAGUCUGUCUGAUUCAACAUCAAGAGUGCCAUCAGCUCAUAACUGGUUGGAUAAUGUUAAAUGUCGACCACAUGACUCAAAUCUGUGGCAGUGCCCGACUUCACCCUGGGGACAGAAUUACUGUAGUCAAAAUGAAGUGGCUCAUAUCAUCUGCUCUGAUGAGAUAAAUGAGUCACCUCGAAGUCGUCUGUCAUGUUCUACCUCAGCAUCUCCUUACCAGAAACAAUGUUCAAACUGA